Messenger RNA from Besnoitia besnoiti, 846 nucleotides. RefSeq lists its product as uncharacterized. NCBI's taxonomy places the organism in Eukaryota, Apicomplexa, Conoidasida, Eucoccidiorida, Sarcocystidae. Bases 1 to 846 code for a protein of 281 amino acids. The transcript has a single exon. The record is from RefSeq and is a predicted model, not a curated record.
AUGUCUAGCCCCGUGGGUAAACAGCCUUACGGCGGGUGCUUCUGCCCAUACGGCCAAGCAGAUCCCCAGACAGACUCACCGGGAGCGCCGACGGUGUACAUGCCGUCGCCGACGUCAGGGAAUAUAUUGCCUACAAGGUCAUGUCCGGAGAGUCAUCCAAGCACUCAACAGCAAACGCCGAAGGCCAUCGCACAGUCACCGCUACAUCCCAGCGAUUCUGCUCCCGACCCUGGGGCUCUGCCGCGUUAUCGAUUUGUAUCGUGCAUGAUUUGCCUUCCCGGGCUAAUUGCGGGCUUGGUAACGCUCGCAACCGGAGUUGUGAGGAUUGUGCAAGCUUCCCCGUCUCUACGAUUGCCGCAGGGAAAAUUGCUCGAUGACAUAAAUGCUGACGCCUGGCGUAGUAGGCUUUUUGUCCUCAGUCCUGGAGAGAUUUUCGACCUGUGGGCUCCCCUUGUCUUCGGCAUCAUAUCUACGAUGACGCACUUUCGCAUGUUCGAAUUCACCCCAAUCACGAGGAGUUUCAAGAGGUACGCUUUGUGGAACUUGGCUCAAGCCAUGUGUGCUGAUUUCGGAUACUGCGGCGCUCUCGGACUCGCUGGAGGAGUUUUGUCGGCAUGCACGACCGUUCUAAGUCUGGUUGCGGCUAUCUGCUACAGCGAUGCCCAGGUCAGUAAAAUUACCCACGCUGCGCCUGUUCCUCUAGCGGAGGCUGUGCGCCAACCUUCAAACGACAUAAAACCGGUGAAUCUGGUACCAUUUCAGCCAGUCCUUCGGCUCGACAGUGGACUGCCGCAGUGUGCAAGGCACUCGCGAAAUGCAGGUCAAUCGGGGCCCGCUGCUGUUUAA